GUCCUCCAAUCACCGUCUUACAUGUCCGAUUUUACACGUCCUAAUCGUGUCUCGCGUUGAUUGGCUCGAUGGGAUGUCAGUUCGUCGAGGGAGCUUUGAGAAGAGAUUUCGUCAUAGAGUGCGACGGCUGAUCUGGGGUCGGUUUGCGUGUUGUUUGCUGCUUGGAAAGAAUUGAACUAACUGACGCAGAAUCAGAAUUACGCGCGCAGCGUUGAAUUGCGGUUGCUGGACACAUUUAGGUCUCGGGGUUACCUUAACAACCCGUUGUCAUGGUGAAGACCACAAGAUGACUCGCACAUCGGUGGUUCACUUAACAUAACACGCGCUGAUUUGAAUGUGUUGUUUUUGUUGCGUUGUUUUAUGCUUAGAUUUAAAUGAAUAGAUGUGUUUUUAAUUCAUAUUUAACUUAAAUGCUUUUAUUUCGAUGAAUAUUAUAUAAAAGCAUAUUAUGUUUAGUUGAAUAUUAGAAUUUAGAAGAAUGUUAAAGUAAUGCAAUAAAAAUGCAAGGGACAAAAAAGAGGGUGAGACCUGUCAGCCGAUAUCUGGCGUGUCCUCUUCGGCCUUACAUGUGCCAUGUAGAAGAUGAUCUACAGCAGGAGUUAUCUUACCUUCAUGCACAGGUGUUCCCUUACCUGGACUCACUUUGCUUGGCCAGAGGAACAUGUUUCCGUCCUGUGGACUUGCAGCGAAGCAAAGAAAGAGGAGAUGAAGACUUGAGCUCCCAAACCACCCAUAAGACACCUGCUCUCUCCGAUCAACAGUUGAAAAUCAGUCUGGAUCUCAUUGAUCGAUCGCCUUUUUUCAUUUGUCUUCUUGGAUAUAAAUAUGGUGAUUUCGGGUCCACGUUCGAUAUUGGACCUCGCUCUUUCUCUGAAGUGGCCAGGAACUUACAUGUUGCUGCAAUGUCUGGUUACCCUUGGGUCACGGAGGACGAGUGCGGAACCUGCUGCCUGACAGAGCUGGAGAUCAUCAAGGCGGCAUUUCAGGACGAGCACAGGACAUGUUUCUUUUAUUUCAAAGACUACACGCCCCUGGACAAUAUGGAGAAUAUCAGUGAUGAAAUGCUCAUGUCCCUGAGUGAGCUGUACACUGAGAACCAUAGUGUGAGACGUCGAAUGAGAAAUCUUAAAAGACGAAUUAUAGGCCGCUGUCUUCCUGUCAGAUUCUUCAGAAACUUGCAUGAGCUUGGGAUGAUGAUGAGGAAUGACUGGGAAGGAGUUAUAAAUCAGUUUUAUGGAGAUCCAGAGUAUCCGAUCGCAGGAAGGCAAGAUUUAUUGGAUCUCCGUUAUCAUGAGAGCCACGGCCGUGCAUUGUGCGACUGGUUUGUUCCCUCAACACAAUCCACUAAAAUACUGAACACAUUCAACACAUUUGUGCAUCCUAUAACCCAACACACAAAAUCUGAGAUGCACUCGAGAAAUCGAGAAGCGCAUUUCAAAUGUGAUCUUGGGAGCAGAGAGUCGGAGAAGUCGGUUUUGCUGGUGAGUGGUGAAAGGGGUUGUGGGAAGUCAACUCUGGCGGCACGGUGGCUACAGACCUUCUGCAGAGAGAACCCUGAUGUUCCGGUCAUCUCUCAUUUCUGUGGGACAAGCACGUCCAGCACUGAUGUCAGAUCCAUGCUUAGACAAUGGACCGCUGAACUUCAAAGAGUGCAUUAUGAUUGGGAUGGAGUUUUGGAAGAUGCGACUGAGUUUAAACCCCUUCAUCACAUGGUGCAGGCAUUCUCUGCAGCACUCCGAUAUGGGCCUUGUGUACUUUUACUAGAUGGCGUUGACCUUCUGACAGAAUCAUUUGGACUUUCGGUUCAAGAGGUGAAGGAGCUAAGAUGGUUGCCGAAUGCUCUACCUCCCCAUUGUAAAUGUAUCAUUACGACCACAUUUACUGACCUCACUUAUAAAAGUCUCAACGUCAGGACCGAUGUCCACACUCUCACAUGUCCUCCUCUAUCUGAUCCCAUCAUCCACCGCAGUGUUUUAUUCAAACAUCUCUCAUUACCCUGCAAAGAACUGCCAACCCGUGUUUUCCAAAGAAUUGCGGCUAAGAAGCUAUGCCACUUGCCGGCCUUUUUAGCUCUCCUUGGUACAGAAAUGCGGUCGUGUGGGGUGCAGAGGGAGAAAGAAGAAGAGAUCGAGAUGUUGGAGGAAUACAUAGAUGUUGAUUCAAUGCCAGAGCUCUGUGUGAAGGUCAUUCUUCGCUGGGUGAAAGAUUACAAUGGAUCUCGUAGUCGAACAAAAGCUAUGAGUCAAUGUAAAGCCACUAGCCAUACAACAAAUGCUGCAUUAUUUACAGAAGGUACAUCCUUAUUAUAUAAAACCAGAGUCUGGCCAAUGAGAUGUAUUUACAGCCCUUCUCUCUUCCUCUCUUCAGACCUGUCGGGCUGGGUAUGGGACACAUUGUGCUUAAUUCAUCUGUCUCAUGCUGGUCUGACUGAGGCUGAGAUUCUGGCUUUGUUGGAAGAUCUUGGUUAUCUUGGUAAUCCCAAAGAUGAGGUGCUGGAGUGGGCCCGACUGCGCUCUGCAGUUUGGCCCUGGGUUCAGGAGAGAGCCAAUGGUCAUUUGACCAUCAUGCAUCAGUCUUUUAGCCAAGCUAUGAACCUGCUGCUUCUUGAUUCGAGGGGUCAGGUUAAGAGCCAAAAGGACUUCAACCAGAUCCUCGCUGACUUCUUUCAGAAGUCCAGUUUGCAACGUUGUUCUUGGGUACGGAAGAUGGAAGAGAUUCCUUGGCACCUGAUGCACAUGGGCUCUUUCACAGAGCUACACAGUUUCCUCAGCGAUCCAGUUACUGUAGAGGCUUUGUCAAACAUACUGGAGCAGAACCCAAAGCUGACGACUGAUGUUAUACAUUACUGGACACUACUGAGGGACAGAGGUUUUGACCCUGCUUCUUCUUUCCAGUUUCUGAUGUUUCAGGCUUGUAGAAUGGAGGAUCUUGAUGAAAGAACCACAUGGAGAUUAUCACUGUUCUGCGCGAAGGUUCUCCUCUGUUUUGGUGAGAGCCAUCAGGCCGAGGAGCUGUUACUACAAACUGAUCAGAUCUUCCGAAGGGUCAAAAUGAGGAAAAGCAAAGGUGAUGAACUGGACAGAGACAUUUUGAAGUUAGUCUUGAAGGUGCAGCAUUUGCUGGCAAAUUUCUAUGUCCAAAUGCACCGGCUGAAGGAUGCCGAGAUGUAUUGCCACAAGGCACUCGAGACAGCACAGCACCUGACAGAUAGCACAGAGGUCCAAUUUAUAGUCGGACAGAUGCUAUGUUGUCUGUGUCUGAUAUUGCUGGAAGACAGACGACUGAAUGCAGUGCCAGGACUUCUGAAAGAGAUCAGCUCUGAUAGACACAUGUCUGACCAUCCCCGUUCCGAAGGCACUGUGUUGUUUUUGAAGGCCAUAUACAAAUCGAGUCUCAAUGAGCUUGAGGAAGCUGAGAGAUGUCUCCGAGCGGCCCUGUCCAGCAGGAGGGGCUGGUAUGGUUCUGAGCAUCGACUGGUGGCAGAAGUGGAGGAGCAGCUCGCAGAUCUCUGGGCCGACACACAGUCACACACAGAAUGGGAACAGAGGAAGAUUGUUGAAGUGUACCGCCAUGUUUUGAGCAUUAAAGAUACUGAGGCUCAAACGUUGCAACAAGUCAACCUGCAGCAAGAUCUGUGUGUGAUUCUUGUGAAGUUCGGUAAAUUCCUGUUGCGUAGCAGCAGUAAGGCAGAGAGGAGAGAGGGGCUGGAUCUACUUCAGAGAGCUUCAGACAUUAGGAUUCGCAUCCUGGGCCGAGAGCACCCGCUCACCAUAGAGUUAGAGCAUGGUUCAAACACUGAUGGUAUAGGAAUGAGGAAAUUUGCGGCAGAGGUGAACAGGACCGUCUCAAACAGGAAACAGACAUUGAGGCCAUCACCCACGACUUCUCUCCUCCAGCUACAACAAACAAAAUCAAAGUCACUUAUAACAAGACCAACCAUCAGACUCUCAAGGACCUCAUCAGAUCUAAGACCAUCACCGGAUAAUCCAAUUUACAGCCAGGAUGAAACCCUAAAGAGACCAUGGACGACCUUCCAGGUCUCAGUAUUUGGGCCACAGAGUGAUAUAAGAACUCUGUUGCCAACAGUAAAAGGUUUACAUAUGUCCCGUCUGAGGUCAGUUAGGAGGUCUUUCCCAGAGAGAUGCAUCAUACAGGAGGAAGCACUUAAACCACAGAACCAGUAGAUGAGAAUUUACUCUUCUCUUCUCUUCUGUAAAUGUGAAUAGGAUAGAUAAACCAUAUUGUAUAUAUUAAACAUAUAUAUUCUAACUUUAAUACUUCUCAAAUAGCUCUGUCUGUUUUUAUAUUGUUUAUGUUUU
Molecule: messenger RNA, 4319 nt
Organism: Triplophysa dalaica
Lineage: Eukaryota; Metazoa; Chordata; Actinopteri; Cypriniformes; Nemacheilidae
Gene: ttc41
Product: tetratricopeptide repeat domain 41
Exons: 15
Coding region: 501-4184 (1227 amino acids)
Cellular component (GO): Cul4-RING E3 ubiquitin ligase complex
Molecular function (GO): protein binding; ATP hydrolysis activity
Source: RefSeq, a predicted model, not a curated record